AUGGAGGUGGACAGCCCUAGUGAUCCGUCAUCCACCCCCGCGGAGGACCGGCGCAAAUCUGGUCGAAUGACGCGGCGACCAGACAUAUUCUCGCAAAGCACACACUCAUCCCAUGAACUGAGCGCCAGCGGCAAACGAAAGCGUGGGGACGCGCAAGGAGCCGAGGAUAGCGACAAUGUGUUGUCGGAGUCGGAGAGUGAUGCGAUCGAGGAUGAUACCGAUGAGGAAGAGCUAAGAGAAAGGCAACGCGCCGCUCGCAAGGCCGGAACCACCAAGAAGACCACCUCGAAGAAGUCAUCACACGCAUCAAAGAAGCCAAAAGUCACAGGCAACGGAGUCAGAAGACAACUUGCCUUCCGGCCUGCCGUCAACGGCGGAGUCUCGGCCUCGCGUCCUCGCAAGCCCAAGGUGCGACCUAGCCUAGCGGCAGGCGAACGUGGACUUUACGCCGAGGUCUUUGGCAAGAGCAACAACGCAGACACGGUAGCCGCGCAAUUCCUAAAUCUAUACCAGCGCGAGAACGCAACAGCAAUUCGGGACCUGAUAAACCUCGUGAUUCGAUGCACCGGAUCUGAUCUGGAGAUUACAACGGAGGAUGUGGAGGAUGUGGAUCAUGCCCCGGAUCGAAUUCGGGAUUUGCAGGGCCUCUACCAGGCUGAAGGGUUCACCGAAUACCCUCUAAUCUCUCGAGCAAAGAAGUACAGAGCUUUCCAACCAGUGCUCGAGGAGUUCACAGUCGCGCUCAUCCAGACUUUCCACCAUUCAUCCGUCUUGUACACCGAUGAGUCGCUCAUGGAGAACAUCCAAAUUUGGCUUUCCUCCAUGUCCACUGCCAACUGUCGUCCAUUUCGGCACACUGCUACCGUCAUUUCACUAGCAAUCAUGAAUGCGCUUUGUGACAUCGCACGUGAGGUUACAACAACCCUGUCAACUUCUCGCAAACAGCUUGAGAGUGAGAAGAAAAAGAAGUCCGUGAAUAAGGGCAGGACAGAAGCAAUUCAAAAGACCAUUUCUGAGGGGGAAGAAAAGGCGCAGCAACUAGACGAGCUCUUGCAGGAUUGCUUUGAUACUAUAUUUGUCCAUCGCUAUCGCGAUGUCGACGGCAAUAUCCGUGCUGAGUGUAUUGCAGCCAUGGGCGGAUGGAUUCGCACAUACCGGGAAUUUUUCUUUGAAGGUCAAUACCUUCGAUACAUUGGAUGGACCCUUGCCGAUGUUGUUCCGGGUACUCGGUUGAUCGCAUUGUCGCAACUACUUCCCCUCUACGAGAACAAGGACAAUAUCGGUGUCCUCCAUUCUUUCACAGAGCGUUUCCGUCAACGUAUUGUUGAGAUGGCCGUUCAAGAUGCCGAGAUUGCCGUGCGUAUCGCCGCUGUCGAGCUGCUGAUUCAUCUUCGAGACGGAGGAUUGCUUGAACCAGACGAUAUCGACUCUAUCGGACGUUUGGUCUUUGAUGUCGACCCUCGAAUUCGGAAGACUGCAGGCCAGUUCUUCGUUGCAAACGUUCAGGAUGCGUUCGAGUCGAUGACGGAAGAAGUGGAAGAUGAACUCAAUGAGAUGUUUCCCGAUGAUGAUGAGGAUGAUUACGAAUCACCGAAACGUUCGUGGAUUAAGUUCAAGUGUCUGGCCGACAUAUUCCAGGCUUAUGAUGCACAAGAGGGCGGACAAUCAGAGGUUUCCAUUACAUCCCGAGGCGUGCUUUCGGGGGCCCCAGCGAAUUCACGCUUUGUUUUAGCUACUGAAGCUAUUUACCUCCACAUGGCGGAGCUCUCUCAAUGGCAGUCUCUGGCUGGGUACCUGCUUUAUGACCACUCCCAAAUCGCCGAUGAUCCGCCUGAGGAUGAUACCACGGGAAUUGUCCGCAAUCUGUACAAGAUGCAGGAAGGAUUAGAAUCGAUUCUCCUUGAAGUCCUCUGUGCUUCUGUCAAACUCCGGGUACUUGACAUUGCGAAAUCUGACAUUGACAAACGGGGGCGUAAGGUCAAGGCGUUGACAACCAAGAUCCCCGAGCUCCAGGAAGAGAUCUCUCACAACCUUGCUCAAAUCAUUCCCCAACUACUCAACAAAUUUGGCUCCUCUCCAGAAGCCGCAUCUGCUGUUUUACGACUGGAGCAUCUGGUGGACCUCGAUACCAUCCAAGAUCUUCAAAAGGAUGCCACGGCGUAUGCAUCUUUGCUUAAUGAAAUUAAUCGGCAAUUUUUGACCCACUCCGAUCAAGAUGUCUUGGCAGAGGCUAGCGUGGCUUUCCUGCAUGCCAAGAGCUCCGAGGAAAUGCGGGAAGCACUUGAGGGCAAAGUUCAGGAGUUGUGGGAUGACUUGGUGGAGGCACUCGGUGUUUUAUCUCGCAAAAGGGAGGUCCAGAACGGCAGCUCUAUCGCCGAUCCAACUUUGACCGAACUCGCCAAUGCUGUGACGCGUAUCUCGAAUCUUGCUGGUAUCACGGACAGUACCGCGAUUUUGGAAACAGUGCCCAUCUCGCAUUCAAGGUCUAAGAAAGAUCAUCCCGAGGCUCCUUUUAAUACCCUGAUUCAUCUUACCAUGCGUGGCACCCGUGAGCCCGAUGAGGAUGAAGAUAUUGCCAGAGCAGAGACCGAGUUGGUAACCCACAGUAUUAACACAUUGUUGUUCUACUUUAUGUGGAAAGUACAGGCUCUAUCAUCUGCCCUGAAUGAGGGCAAUGCCUCUUUUAACACAUCUUACUUUGAAGCACUUACAAAAAGUCGUGAGACUUUUGCAUCCUCACUUCUACAAAUCAUGGAGAAGCGGCCUGGUCUUGAUGAUGUACGCUUUAUUGCUACUACCACAUACAUUGAUCUUCAAACACUAUUUAGCACACUCCGCAACAUGGGUCAAGGCAUUGGUAACGACGAAGAUGUUAUUUUCCAGACUCAAACUCUGGUACACGAAACCUCACCAGAGGCCCAGGCUCUUAUCACCAAGAUCCACGGCAUUGCCGAACGCACAUUCGCCAAAAAACUUGGCAAAGGUCUCGAUGUUGCCGAGGAUGAUGAACCGGAAUCUGAAGACGAGCCUGAGGACGAUGACGAGGGCGACGAUUCAGAAGAUGAGGCCGUGAUAGACGAGCGACUUCGCAGCAGUAUCAUCGCUGAGCAGCGCCUAUGCGAAUUGACCGGCAAGAUCGUCCUGGCUAUCAUCGGCCGGGUCAUCGAUGCCUCUGGCUCAAAACGCGGUUCAUUGAAAAAACGCUUGCUUCGUAACAAGACUUCUCUUGGUCAAAAUUACCGCGAGGUCUUGUCAUAUAUGGAAGAGAGAAAGCCUCGCAGCGCACCCCGUAGCAAGGGUAAGCAGCCUGCCAAACCAGCCGCCGAGGGCCAGACACCUGGUGCAGGCGGCAAAGAUUUCAAGUCCACGGAGCAUGUGGACGAAGAAGAUAGUGAUCACGCCGACCCUGCGGAAGAGGAUGACGAAGAAGAUCUGCGUGCCCGUGAACUUGUCGAGGAAGACAUCGAUCACGAAAAUGACGAGAACGAGGAGCUGAAUAACGGCACACCCGAACCGGAUGAGGAUGAGGUUAUGGGCGACUAA
Messenger RNA from Penicillium pulvis, 3543 nucleotides. Its product is annotated as cohesin subunit IRR1. Gene Ontology annotation, molecular function: chromatin binding. Gene Ontology annotation, cellular component: cohesin complex; chromatin; nucleus. Bases 1 to 3543 code for a protein of 1180 amino acids. The transcript has 2 exons. Gene Ontology annotation, biological process: sister chromatid cohesion. Lineage: Eukaryota; Fungi; Ascomycota; Eurotiomycetes; Eurotiales; Aspergillaceae. The record is from RefSeq and is a predicted model, not a curated record.